AUGCCGGGCCUACUUACACAAAUAUGGCUUAGGCCUCCUUCAGGCGCUUUCAGGCCGUGGUAUAGAACCCAGCUGUUCCCGGGUAUCUAUAGGCGUACUCAACGUUAUGGUACCGCCUGCCAUGGGACGAUACCAACACGCAGUGAACUAAUGGAACAAUUUAAGGCACUCAAGAUCAACCGUGUUAUGAUUUUGGAAAAAAUUACAAAAUAUGAACUGGAGCUUCGUAAUGGGCUCACAGAAACUGAAGUACGCAAACGAUUCCCACUGGCAUAUAGGACCCAUCAAACGCAUACAAAGAUCAUGGAUGAAAUUGUAAGACAGCUAAAUGAACGAUACCAUAUACAUACCAUUGUCGUCAAGGCACAUUCACAUAACAUAUCGCUUAUCGACAUGCAUCGAUCGGCAUUCCCUCCAGAUAUUAUUAUCAGUGCUGGUGGUGACGGUACAUUCCUAGAGGCGGCUGCCCUUGUACCUCCAACGAAACCACCAGAAAAACGAUUAUGGAUCGUUGGUAUUAACACAGAUCCUGAACGUUCUGUCGGUGCCUUGUGCUUAUCAUACUUCAAACGGGGCGAUACUGCAUUCAGGCGAAGUACCGGUGCUGAGGGUGACGGUUUGGAACAUCUCAACCCUGAUGACGUGCCAAAACAAAACAUGAUAAGGUUUAGCGAUACGGGCACGCUUGUCAGAAAAGAAUGUACUUUCGACACAACAGGUGCAAAGGAAUGGUCUGAUAUUGCCUCAGCGUCUUUCUGUGAUACGCAAAAUUCUCAAGAUCCACAGUCACAAAGCAAAUGUACCGUUUUAUCCAAACAUACCGCCAAUAUUUAUAAUCUAACAUACGAUGAGUAUGUAGGCAACUUGUUAGAAAGACUCAUAGUCAAGAGAGACUACGAACCCGUAGCACGGCAAAAAAUAAGAAUAAAAAUGUUAAAGGGACAUAAUAAUGCACCGGCCGAUAUUAGUGCUACUAGGGGUGAUGCAACUUGUAUAGAGGAUAGCCUUUUUUGCGGAGCUGAUACAUGUUUCAUAGGAGAUGAUAUCUGUGCUGAGCUUUGUGAUACCGGGAACGGCAUAAUGCCAUAUGGUGCCGUGAACGACGUAAUAAUCGCUGAUAAAAGCUUCGGACGCACUUUCUACGGACUAGUACAGGUAGACUCUUCUGAAAUUAUGCGGGUAAAAAGCAGUGGAGUUUUAGUUUCAACAGGUUCCGGUUCCACAGCAUGGGCGUAUAAUAUGUGCAAAAUGACCACGAACAAUGGGGAAAGACUAUUUAAAAAUCUAAUCAACCAUCCAUCGUUUCCAAAAGAUGCAGCGAAAAAAAUUGAUCAACAGAUGAUGCGAGAAGCUAUUGAGGAACAUAAUACCAGUCUGGUCUUCGCUGCAUCACAGAAUACUUUAAAGUGUAUCAUACGUGAAGGCAUAAACAGCAAAUCUACUGUGGAUGCCUCUACAUUUAUGGGUCGCCAAGUCAAGGUACUUUCAUUAUCUAAGAACGCCAGGAUGUUUAUCGAUGGCUCUAAAAUUUUAAAGGUUGACUACGGAGACGUUGUCGUUAUGAAAACAUUUAGCUCCGAUACUGUAUGGAGCUGCCUUUGA
Babesia sp. Xinjiang is the source of this 1602-nucleotide messenger RNA. RefSeq names its product putative NAD kinase. Gene Ontology annotation, biological process: NAD+ metabolic process. NCBI's taxonomy places the organism in Eukaryota, Apicomplexa, Aconoidasida, Piroplasmida, Babesiidae. The record is from RefSeq and is a predicted model, not a curated record. Gene Ontology annotation, cellular component: mitochondrion. Gene Ontology annotation, molecular function: NAD+ kinase activity. The transcript is spliced from 5 exons. The coding region runs from base 1 to 1602 and encodes 533 amino acids.